AUGGCUUUCCGCCAACCCACCUUCCAACCUCAACAACGACAACACCCCGCACCCGCUCCUCAACCCAUCCAAACCACAACCCCUCGAAGCGAAAACCUCGCAGACUCCCAAGAAUGGAUUCUCUUCUCCCCAACCUCCGUUACAGCCUCCACAGCCCGCACCCGUACCCAAGCCAGCGACUUCGACAGCUUAGACACAGCAGCCGGCCUCGAUAUCGAUCUGCACUCCUCCUCCUCCCAAGCGGUUGAUGAAGAAGAUGAAGAAGAAGGAACAGAAGACGGAGAGUUAGACAGUCUAGAUUCACAUUUACACGAGUUCAGGACUGAGCCCAGCGUAUACCGCGGCGAGACAAGCGGGACUGUCUUACCGACACAUGAUGGCUUGGGCAGUUUCAGAGUCAAUAGGACGAGUAUGGGCCCCGAGGUACAGGAGCAGUUAUACUCGUUCGAGCGCUAUAACCCUCGGCGUAUCAAGCGCCGGAGAGCAAGUGACGAUCUUGCAGAGGAAGAAGCUGAAGCUGCGGAGAGCGAGCGCACCAGACGCGUCGAGAAGUGGAGGAUGGAACAGAGUCGGUUGUUGGUUGAUGAGAUACAAAAGGAGACGAGGCGGAGGAAGAUGAGCAUGAAUAGCGCUCGACGUGCUACAACUGUGUCGGCGCUAGAGAGGGAGCAAGAGGAUGUCGCCAGUAUGAGCGUGGUUGAGGACGCGGUAGAUGAGGGGGAUGGGGAGACGUUCUGGAGCAGGAUUACGAAGAGGGUUAUCCGGGAUUUGAUGGGUGUGGAUGAUGAGUUGCUUUCAAUUAUCUUUGGGGAGUCACUGCCGAAAGACGAUGAUCUGUCUACCACGCCGCUUGCCAAUGAUCCACGGGGUCUUAUCACGGCUGAGCAAUCAGAGCAUGCGGGCUGGGAAUACAGGCUUUUGGAACGUGUUGCAAGGGAAUUGGGGAUUCUAGUAAACCAACUAUCCGACCACCCUGGCGCAUUCUCCACAUACCUCAAAACCCAACAAACUCCUCUGCCAUAUGCUGGGUUACCAAUGAUCCCAGAAUCAUCCCGCGACCCAGCACCACCUCCACCACCGCUUUCAACAUCAACCCAACUUCUAAACCCAGAAUUCCAACCAACGCUCCCAGUCACCAUCCCAACUUCAACAUCCCUCGCUACAGAAGAGCUCGAGGAAGCUACACCACGGCAAACAUGUCCGAUUACGAGGGAAGAAUGGGAGAGGGAUCUAGAUAUUAAAAUGGUAUUUCGCUACCUCCGGACCCGCUUCUCCACUUCCUCAUCCACCUCUCCAACAAACCCCACAUCCCCUAAUUCCUCAUCAAACCACCCCAACAUUCCAUCCCUCGCAUCCUCCAACUUCACCACAGCCCACCUGGCCACAGCAUCCACAGCCGACACAGCAGCUCGCGCCGCUCGAGUACGACAACAUCAUCCGCUUGUCACGGGGACUCGACGCCGGAGUGUGGACCGCCGGACGUGGGGUGUUAGCAUGCCAGGCGGCGGGGUGGGUGUUGGGCUGCCAGGGAUAGAGAGGAGAGCGAGUAGCAGUUGUGCGACGAGCGAGAGGAGGAAGAGUGGGAGCAGUAGGCAUUAUUGGGAUUUUGGCGGGAGCGUGGGGAGUGGUGGCUGGGGUGAGGUUUAA
Molecule: messenger RNA, 1647 nt
Organism: Lachnellula hyalina
Lineage: Eukaryota; Fungi; Ascomycota; Leotiomycetes; Helotiales; Lachnaceae
Exons: 1
Coding region: 1-1647 (548 amino acids)
Source: RefSeq, a predicted model, not a curated record